UUCUCAGACUGACAUUCAUUCAGCACUCACUGACACCUUUUAAACAGAUUUACUCUGUUCGCUUAGCUGCUAGUGUCAAUAUCCCGAUACCUUGUUCACUUCACUUCGUCUCCAGCACCAUGCUCAGGAUGCUACAGAAACUCCGUCUCCAGCCAGGGAUGAGUCUAUUAUUGAUAUGGCUCUGUCAUUUCAUGGAAGAUCAAAAAGUACAAGCUGGUAACUGCUGGUUACAGCAGGGGAAGAACGGGAGGUGUCAGGUGCUCUACGUACCGGGGAUGAGCCGAGAGGAGUGCUGUAGAAGCGGGAGGCUGGGGACGUCAUGGACCGAGGAGGACGUACCCAACAACACCUUGUUCCGGUGGAUGAUCUUUAACGGCGGAGCCCCCAACUGCAUACCCUGCAAAGAAACGUGCGACAACGUGGACUGUGGACCCGGAAAGAGAUGCAAGAUUAACAGGAGAAGCAAGCCGCGCUGCGUCUGCGCGCCAGACUGCUCCAAUGUCACUUGGAAAGGACCUGUCUGCGGAUCGGAUGGAAAGACAUACAAAGACGAGUGCGCGUUGCUCAAGUCCAAAUGUAAAGUCCAUCUGGACCUGGAAGUGCAGUACCAGGGCAAAUGCAAGAAGACCUGCCGUGACGUUUUAUGCCCAGGGAGCUCCACGUGCGUCGUGGACCAGACAAAUAACGCAUAUUGUGUGAUGUGUAAUCGGAUCUGCCCUGAACAGAGGUCACCGGAUCAGUUCCUGUGUGGCAAUGACGGGAUCAUCUAUGCCAGUGCAUGCCAUCUGAGGAGGGCGACAUGUCUCCUGGGCAGAUCCAUAGGAGUAGCAUAUCAGGGGAAAUGCAUCAAGGCCAAGUCGUGCGAGGACAUCCAAUGCAGUGUGGGGAAGAAGUGUCUGUGGGACUCCAGGAUGAGCCGAGGCCGCUGCUCCCUCUGUGAGGAGGUGUGUCCAGAGAGCCGGAUGGACGAGGCGGUGUGCGCCAGCGACAACACCACCUACCCCUCAGAGUGUGUUAUGAAGCAGACUGCCUGCUCUCUGGGAACGCUCCUGGAGGUUAAGCAUUCAGGAUCUUGCAACUCCAUUACAGAAGCCCCGGAGGAAGAGGAGGAGGAGGAGGAGGAGGAGGAGGAGGAGGAGGAGCAGGAAGAUCAGGACUACACGAUUUAUAUCCACCUGUCCUCCUUAUUGGAUGGAUAGGCUGUCUAUCAUAUCCACCUGUCUUCCUUAUUGGAUGGAUAGGCUGUCUAUCAUAUCCCCCUGUCCUCCUUAUUGGAUGGAUAGGCUGUCUAUCAUAUCCACCUGUCCUCCUUAUUGGAUAGAUAGGCUGUCUAUCAUAUCCACCUGUCCUCCUUAUUGGAUAGAUAGGCUGUCUAUCAUAUCCACCUGUCCUCCUUAUUGGAUAGAUAGGCUGUCUAUCAUAUCCACCUGUCCUCCUUAUUGGAUGGAUAGGCUGUCUAUCAUAUCCACCUGUCCUCCUCAUUGGUGGAUAGUCUAUCUUCCUCCCCUCCUUAUUGGUUGGAUAGACUGUCUAUCUAUCUGCCUGCCUGGUCUGCACUAGAGGGACAGUCCAAGGGCCUGGAACCAUGUUCAUACUGUACAGUCCACAUGUGUAUGCUUAUAUAUUUUUUAAAGAGACUAAAGUAUACAUUUAGUUCAGUUCUAGAUGUUUUAUUUAUACAUUUGGUUUGUGUUUUUAUAAUUUAUACAGUUAAACACUGUACUUACUAUCUACCAUGUUAUUUCUACCACCAGUUUUUAAUUUUUUUUUUUUUAAUCAUGGUUCUUUUUAGUUUUUAUUAUUUUUUAUAUUAUGAAGAAAUAUAUUUGUCCAAAGAGAAGCAGUUUAUUUAUUAAGUAUCCAUCUUUCUGUAAAGGGCAUCGUUUUUCCCUGAGCUGUAAAAAAAUAAAUAAUAAUAAUAAAUCAAAUCAGCUUUAUGCUCUCACUUUCACAUGAACUUUUAUUAUCACAGAUGUUUAUCAUUCACACAUUAACUCCAUGUUUAACCUUCCUAUGUGUUUAUUUAUGGGUUAUCUAUCUUAUCUGUCAAUCGUUUAUAUACAGAAAUGUUUCUGCUUUCUUGUUUACACCUCGUUGUAAAGGGAAUUCUUGUCUGUUCUGCAGUGGAACAGUGCUUUUGUAUGGUGCAACGUGGUUAUAGCUGGUAAGCCCCUGGUCCCAGAUCUUUCGCCUUACUCCAUUAUUGUCAAGCUAUGGUUUGGCAUGACAAGUACAUGAGUUGGCAAAAGGGCAGAAACCACCUGGCAAUCAGGAUAUGGUGAUAUUAGUGAGGCUACUCCUCUACAAAUUAUUUCCCAAAUGGAGUGUUUUACCCAGACGUCACUCAGUAGUAGUAUUUUACAUGUUAGAAAAUAUAUGUUUUUUUUUUGGGACAACACUUGACUUUGUCCGAAAAUGUGCCGUGAACAAAUGUGUGCUGCCAAUGUUUUGUUCCAUAUUGCUCUUGCAAUAGGAUGCUACAGAGACGUACUUGUAUAGCAUAUCACUUUGCUUUCUUGUUCCACUGUCAAUGCUGUUGUUGUUGUUUUCAGAAUGCAUUUUUUAUUUUCAAACACCACAAGAGAAAUACAAUUAGACGUAUAUAGUUUUGUAUUUUUUUUUAAAUGUAAAUGUCAUAUGUACAUACAAAGGGUGAUGGUAUUUGUACAGAUAUGAAAGAGUGAAACAAUAAAAUAUAAUGUUCCCAUA
This is a messenger RNA of Oncorhynchus tshawytscha (Chinook salmon), 2709 nucleotides long. RefSeq names its product follistatin-A. Gene Ontology annotation, molecular function: protein binding; activin binding. Gene Ontology annotation, biological process: negative regulation of activin receptor signaling pathway; regulation of BMP signaling pathway; multicellular organism development. The transcript has 6 exons. NCBI's taxonomy places the organism in Eukaryota, Metazoa, Chordata, Actinopteri, Salmoniformes, Salmonidae. The record is from RefSeq and is a predicted model, not a curated record. The coding region runs from base 120 to 1199 and encodes 359 amino acids.